Molecule: messenger RNA, 2828 nt
Organism: Gryllus bimaculatus (two-spotted cricket)
Lineage: Eukaryota; Metazoa; Arthropoda; Insecta; Orthoptera; Gryllidae
Source: the annotation of a GenBank genome assembly
UGUGUGUGUGCGUGCGUGUGUGCGUGUGUGCGGAGGGGCGCCGGGCGCAGAGGCGCGCAGUGGCUGUCGCUGCUGCUGCGGAGGGCGGAUCGAGCGCAGGCGACAUGGAGCGGCGAUGGACGCGCGCUGUCACCAGGCUGGAGAAGCACGAGGCGCGCGCGGAGGCGGGGUCGGAGGCCGCGUCCUACCAGUUCCUGCUGGCGGGGCUGGUGGCUGCGCGCCUGCGCGUGCUGCGCAUGCGCCGCCCGGAGCUGCACCUGCGCUUCCUGGUAGCGUGCGACGUGCGCGGCGCCGAGCCCUUUGACGACCUCGUGGUGCACCUCCGCUGGGACUACCAGGGCCGGCGGCGGCUGCUGUCGUACCUGGUGCUGCUGGCGGCCGAGGCGGGCGCGCGCGUGGACGUGGCCGGCUGCCUGGCGGCGUUGGGGGCCGCCGCGGACGCCGCCGCGCGGCCGGAGGCGGAGGGGGCGGAGGCGUCGCCCACGCGGCGCCUGCUGCGCGAGUGGUUCCGCGAGGACCUACGCCUGGUGGUGGUGACGCGCGGGCCCUGGGCGGAGGGGGGCGAGGGCCCCGGGCCCCCCGCGCACCUCGACUUCCCCUUCGAGGGCGUCUUCCACACGGGCUGCGGCCGCCGCGACUUCGUGGCCGCCGACGCCGCCGACCCGCACGCUGCCCUGCGCCGGAAGCUGUGCGUCUUCAGCGAGCAGGCGGACGUGGCCUGCCUCGGCCGACAGGUGGCGUUCGCGCUGGAGGACGCGCUGGGCGGCAGCGUGCUCUACUCGGCCGACGCGCCGCGGCGCUACGCGACCUUCCUGCGCGAGUGGUGGGGCGGCGCGGCCGGCGACUGCCUCUCCGACGACUCCACCGAGCUCGAGGCCAUCUCGCUGGCGGGCUUCCGCACGGCGCUGGUGGUGGUUCCGGGCAUCCCGCAGGAGGCGCGCGCGUCGCGGCUGCAGCCGGCGCUGGCGGCGUCGCAGCCCGGGCGCUUCGCCGUGCUGACGCAGCGCGCGCUGCGCUCGCACCCGCUGCCCGUGCUCGAGAGCAUGUGCGCCGCGCUGUGCGACGAGGUGGCGCUGGCGGUGGACGAGCUGGACGCCGCCACGCGCGCCUUCGUGCAGCGCCUGCUCACGCACACGCGCUGCCGCGGGCUGGAGAUGGCGCUGCGCGACCUGGAGGAGCCGUUCGCCGGGGUGCGCGGCGCGGUGCGCGGGGCGGCGCUGGGCGCGCUGGCGCUGGACCGGCCCGUGGCGCUGGGCGCGGCGCUGCCCGCCCCCGGCGCGCACCUGGUGGCGCGCACGCUGCUGCACCGCUCAGCGCCUCGCGCCGUCCGUCUUUGCGCUGAGCAGCGCCGGGACCACGUCUUCCUCGGGGGCUUCCCGCGUCCCGCGCUCGCCGCGCUGCGCCGCCCCGACGCCGCGUGGGCCGAACCGUGGGCGCUGGCGGGCGACCUGGCCGCCGCCGCCGCCGCGCUGCAGCUCAAGACAACGUGGAGCGCGGUGCGACGGCGGCGGCGCGCGCUGCGCCGCCAAGUGGGGCGCCGGCAAGGCAUGCACUGGCGGCGCACGACCGGCCGCCACGUGCUGUGGAGCGCCCCGGACGGCGACCCGCGCUCGCUCGCGCGCCAACGUCGACCGCCAGCGCCCCCGUGCCGCGACGCGCCGCUCUGCGCGCACGCACACGCCGCCGACUUCUCCACUGGAAGGAGCGCACCGUGCUGCUGGCGGGCGAGCCGGGCAGCGGCAGGUCCACCUUCCUGCUGCCACUGGCCCAGGAGGUGCAGCGGCGCGCGGGCCCGCCACUGGGUGCUGCUGCUCAGCGCUGCACGAGGGCCGCACCUUGGACAUCCUGCCCGACGGGCGGAGCGCGCGACGUGCUGCAGCGCUGCUCAAGAAGGCGGCGGGCACGGCGCAGACACGCCACCGCGACACGGCCAACCUGCUGCCGCAGGCGUCGCUCGGCGCGCGGGCAACCCUGACGUGCUGGUGGACGGCGUGGACGAGGCGCUGCGCGCGGCUGGACGCCACGGCUGCCAGAGUGGCUUGGCGGCGGAAACCGGGCCUGGCGCCCCCGGCUCCGCCCUCGCCUUCGACUGCGGCCCGGCGCUGUCCCUGCAGCCGCUCGGCGCGCGCGACCAGCUCGCCUACUUGCUGCGCAGAUGGCGCGGCUGCGUGGACUGCGACGACGAGCGGCGCGCGGAGGACGGGAUGGCCCACCUCGUCCACGCCAUCAGGGAGGCCACGCUCACCGACGGCGCGGGCCUCUGUGACGCGCCCCUCUACAUGCACAUGCUGGCCGAGGCCUACAUGAACGACCUCGAGGUCCUCCAGCGCGGGGACGUGGCCGACCUGGCGGCGCUGCUCACCCCGACCGCCGUGUGCGCGCGCUUCGUGCGCAAGAGCCUCAACGCCAUCUGCUGCAGCGGAGGCGACCUGCUCGCGCUCGACACCUGCGUGGACGACAGCAGCGUCAAGAAGCACACGCUCUACGCCGCCAUGGAGUGCUUCGCCAGCAAGCACGCCCUGGUGGACGGCCGGCCGAUCUUCGUGCACCGCUGCGUGGCGGAGUUCCUGGCGGCGCUGUGGCUGCGCGACCACUUCGCCUCGCUGCCCGAGACGCUGGCGGCGCUGUACGACGGCCUCUUCGCCGGCGUGCGCCUCUUCUUCGACGCGCUGCUCGCCGAAGAGCGCGCCCUGGCGGCGGCGCGCGCGGACGUGGAGGCGGAGGACCGCGGCGGGCGGCGCGCCCUGCACCUGGCCGCCAUCUGCGCGCGCCUCGGCGCCGUGCAGCGCCUGCUGCGCGCCGGCGCAGACGCGCGCGCGCGCGACGCC